UGCUUGCAAAUACGGUAUAUGUAAUAUGUCCAUUUCUUCGAAAUCAGACGAAAAAGGAAAUAUCGUCACCGAGGUGCAUCUCAGCAUUAUGACAAAAGCAAAACCGAAUGUUAAGAUCGAGGAUAUUCCAGUAAUCAACGGUUUUCGAGGUGUCAGUGAGGACUACAAUAAGCAACCGAGUUUUCAUUCAAUAAAUUCGCCACGUUCAGUAGAAGCGCGUUUAAAUCUUAAUAAUAUUCCACAGAUUCAAUUUAAUUAUCAUGGAUAUGGUGAGCCCUGGCAUGGACGAACUUUUCGACCGCCACAAAUGUAUUGGAAUUAUCAUUAUGGAAAUCAUGGUAACGUGAAAUUUCGGAGUCAUAAGACAUGGACACGAGAUAGACCCAUAGUGGAUGAUAAAAUUGAACCACCACUUAGCAAGACCAAAUCCAGCGACAAUUAUAAUUAUUAAAUAAUUCAUUAAACUGUAAAGCUUUAAUGAUGUAAAUAUUGCUAUAACAUUAAUCAUGUUAUAAAAUCAAUUUAACGAUCACAUAAUAAAAUUAAGAAA
Molecule: messenger RNA, 550 nt
Organism: Cyphomyrmex costatus
Lineage: Eukaryota; Metazoa; Arthropoda; Insecta; Hymenoptera; Formicidae
Exons: 2
Coding region: 26-451 (141 amino acids)
Source: RefSeq, a predicted model, not a curated record